AUGAUGCAAGGUCAAUACAAGAUUCAACUUCGCAACGGAGUAAGAAUAUUUUCUACCUUCAGCAAUUAUGAUAACCACGAUGUAUUUUGUAGUGGUGGUGAGCGUAAAUGGACUCGAGUUAUAUUCCUCCUCCAUGGGUUUCCCGAUAAUAACAGUUCAUAUAAUAGCGUUUGGACAGUGAUAUUAGAUUCUGUCCCAGAAGAUGAAAAGGUAUUGUUGCUAGCGCCAUCAAUGAGAGGUUACGAACCGUCUAGUCAAGGUGAACAAUGUGAUUAUAAGAUGUCAGAUCUUGCGGGCGAUGUAAGCUCAUGGAUUAAAAAUAUUUCACCAGAUGGUAUUCCAGUACACCUUGUUGGUCAUGAUUGGGGAGCGAUAGUGGCUUUUAAGACCGCUAGUAUGUACCCUGAGAUGAUAACAUCAAUGGCUUGUUUGGCCAUUCCAUAUAUCACCAAUAUUCGAUUAUGGGAGUUUGCAUGGUAUUUUCCAGACCAGAUUUAUCAUUCCAGCUAUAUGUUCACCAUGCAGUUUGGAUGGCUCUAUAAAAAGAGGCUUUCUGAUACGAGUAGCAACAGUUAUUUGGACGGAUUAUGGCGCUGCUGGUCUCCGACAUGGAAUUAUACCGUAGAUGAAAUCGAUAGUGUUAAGAGAACACUUCAAGAACCUGGAGUUAUCGAUGCAUCAACUGCAUACUACAGAUGUAUUGCUAACCCCCUAAACAUUUCUAAUAGGCGCUGGAACGUAGACUUUAAAAAAGUUCCAACGUUGUUGCUCGGCGGAGAGCGGGAUGGGUGCAUGAAUGAAAAGUUGUAUCGUUUAGAAGCCAGUAAGCUUGCAAAUAAUCCAUAUGUUAAGGUCAAGACAAUUUCAAAUGUCGGGCAUUUCUUGCAUCGUGAAGACCCUACAAAAGUUGGUGAAUUGAUAACUGACUGGUUCAGUGAAUAUCCUUAG
Debaryomyces hansenii CBS767 is the source of this 948-nucleotide messenger RNA. RefSeq lists its product as uncharacterized. Gene Ontology annotation, molecular function: hydrolase activity. The transcript has a single exon. Lineage: Eukaryota; Fungi; Ascomycota; Pichiomycetes; Serinales; Debaryomycetaceae. The coding region runs from base 1 to 948 and encodes 315 amino acids. The record is from RefSeq and is a predicted model, not a curated record.